Messenger RNA from Cebus imitator (Panamanian white-faced capuchin), 1328 nucleotides. It is a transcript of the gene PARVB, whose product is annotated as parvin beta. The transcript is spliced from 13 exons. Bases 58 to 1152 code for a protein of 364 amino acids. Gene Ontology annotation, cellular component: lamellipodium; cytoplasm; actin cytoskeleton. Gene Ontology annotation, biological process: establishment or maintenance of cell polarity; lamellipodium assembly; actin cytoskeleton organization. The record is from RefSeq and is a predicted model, not a curated record. Gene Ontology annotation, molecular function: actin binding. NCBI's taxonomy places the organism in Eukaryota, Metazoa, Chordata, Mammalia, Primates, Cebidae.
CCGGGGCAACCGGGCGGCUCCACACGCGCUGAGCCUGCCGGCCCCCACGCGCGGCCCAUGUCCUCCGCGCCGCGCUCGCCCACCCCGCGGCCCCGCAGGAUGAAGAAGGACGAGUCGUUCCUGGGCAAGCUGGGCGGCACCCUGGCCAGGAAGCGGAGGGCGCGCGAGGUGAGUGACCUGCAGGAAGAAGGGAAGAAUGCCAUCAACUCGCCGAUGUCCCCUGCCCUGGCGGAUGUUCACCCUGAAGACACCCAGCUCGAGGAGAACGAGGAGCGCACGAUGAUUGACCCCACCUCCAAGGAUGACCCCAAGUUCAAGGAACUGGUCAAGGUCCUCCUCAACUGGAUUAACGAUGUGCUGGUGGAGGAGAGGAUCAUUGUCAAGCAGCUGGAAGAAGACCUGUACGAUGGCCAAGUGCUGCAGAAGCUCUUGGAAAAACUGGCAGGAUGCAAGCUGAAUGUGGCUGAGGUGACACAGUCAGAAAUAGGGCAGAAACAGAAGCUGCAGACGGUGCUGGAAACAGUACAUGACCUGCUGCGACCCCGUGGCUGGGCGCUCCGGUGGAGUGUGGACUCGAUUCACGGGAAGAACCUGGUGGCCAUCCUCCACCUGCUAGUUUCCCUGGCCAUGCACUUCAGGGCCCCCAUCCGCCUUCCUGAGCAUGUGACCGUGCAGGUGGUGGUGGUUCGGAAGCGGGAAGGCCUGCUGCAUUCCAGCCACAUCUCUGAGGAGCUGACCACAACCACAGAGAUGAUGAUGGGCCGGUUCGAGCGGGACGCCUUCGACACGCUCUUCGACCACGCCCCGGACAAGCUCAGCGUGGUGAAGAAGUCUCUCAUCACUUUUGUGAACAAGCACCUGAACAAGCUGAACCUGGAGGUGACGGAACUGGAGACCCAGUUUGCAGAUGGCGUAUACCUGGUUCUGCUCAUGGGCCUUCUGGAAGACUACUUUGUUCCCCUCCACAACUUCUACCUGACUCCGGAAAGCUUCGAUCAGAAGGUCCAUAAUGUAUCCUUCGCCUUUGAGCUGAUGCUGGACGGAGGCCUCAAGAAACCCAAGGCUCGCCCUGAAGACGUGGUGAACUUGGACCUGAAAUCCACACUGAGGGUUCUUUACAACCUGUUCACCAAGUACAAGAAUGUGGAGUGACGGGGGAGCUGCGGACGGAGGCAGGAGUGCUCCGGCAGGAAAAGCAGCGUCUGUCUGUGCCCCGUGCCUUUCCAGGGAGGCAGACGCCUUGGGCUUCUGGUCCCAGCUGUGUGACUGUCAUCCCCACCGCACCCUUACCCCCCUCUACCCUUACUCCACCCCCCAACCCCCCCCCC